AUGGGUGGUACAGUAAACGUCAACUCGGAAAUCUACGGCAAGAUGUUGAAGACGAACCAAAUAUUUAGUGCAGGUUCUAAGAUUUCGAAGAGAAACAGCGUAACUGGUAAAAAAAUCCUGCCAUACCUGAUGCGUCAGAAGAAGGAUAAGGUGAAGGAAACGGAAAUCCAAUUUUCUUCAGACUCUCAACCUCCGGCUCCAAGUCCACCAAGGAGUCGCCCAUUCCUGAAUGAACAAACUUUGUCCAUAAGCAGUAAUGAUCCAGAAAGCUUCCACUGUGUAAUAGGGCCGGUUUUAGUGAUGGCUCAAUUAUUUGGAAUUCUACCGGUUUCUGGAAUACUCAUGCCGAGUCCGUUGCAGAUAGAAUUCGUGAAAUUUUCAGUUCGUACCAUCUACUCCGCUUUCAUAAGCGGGAUGGUGUUAUUCAUGGCAAUAUUGUCGAUUAUUCACAUGAUAAAAACACUAAACUCCGCAACUUUUGAAGUGCAAGGAGGCAUAGCAGCUGCUACGUCAGGCGCGAUAUUUUAUGCAAACUGCGUGGUGGGCCUGAUCAUAUUUUUCUGGCUGUCGUCGCGAUGGGUAACUCUCCAACGUGAUUGGAGAUCCAUGGAGCUAUUCAUAGACAGUAACAAGAUAGAACGACCAAAACUCCGUUGGAAACUCUAUUUGAUAGCUGCUUCCAUUCUAUCUGUGGCUCUUAUUGAACAUAUCUUGAGUAUAUUAGUGCAUGUCAAAAAAUAUGACUGGAGCGGCAAAUCGGACAAUGCGACGUUUUUCAAUUUUUUGGAAAUUUAUUGUAUGUCCUCUCACGCGUUUAUAUUGGAGAUACUGAAAUAUAACUUGGCGCUUGGUAUUUUCAUUUUUAUCGUCAGCAAAUUGGCGACUUUUACGUGGAAUUUUACUGAUGUUUUCAUCGCAAUGGUAGCUACCGGUUUGGCUGAAAGAUACAAAACAUUGAAUAAAUACGUGAUUAGUUUUAUAUCAAAACACCGACCAAUAGACUGGUCUGGAUUGCGCGAAGAUUAUGCUACUCUUAGUUUCAUGGUGAAAAAAGUGGACGACGAUAUCUCACCUAUAAUUCUCUUGUCGUUUGUAAACAAUCUUUACUUCAUCUGUUUACAGUUACUCAACGGAUUGUCGCUGCUUCAUUUACUCAGCACUGAUAACAUCAUGCUCACUGGAAUGCGUUUCUUUUCUAUUACACGGAAUUUUUUGUUGGCGGUUGGUGGUGCAAUUGUAACGUACGAAGUUGUGCUGCUACAAUUUAAUGUCGCGAUGAACAAAUAA
Messenger RNA from Trachymyrmex septentrionalis, 1287 nucleotides. Its product is annotated as gustatory receptor for sugar taste 64e-like. The coding region runs from base 1 to 1287 and encodes 428 amino acids. The transcript has 8 exons. Gene Ontology annotation, biological process: detection of chemical stimulus involved in sensory perception of taste; sensory perception of chemical stimulus. The record is from RefSeq and is a predicted model, not a curated record. Gene Ontology annotation, molecular function: taste receptor activity. Lineage: Eukaryota; Metazoa; Arthropoda; Insecta; Hymenoptera; Formicidae. Gene Ontology annotation, cellular component: membrane.